Microthlaspi erraticum is the source of this 1854-nucleotide messenger RNA. Lineage: Eukaryota; Viridiplantae; Streptophyta; Magnoliopsida; Brassicales; Brassicaceae. The record is from the annotation of a GenBank genome assembly.
AUGGCGAGUAAUGUGGUUAAUCAUCCGUUGCAACAAGUAUCAGACGAUGAAGAGAGUGUUGCAAAUAGCGAAAAAGCGAGUUUAUUGGAAACAUCUGGUGGUUCUGUAGAGACUGAUCCUGAAGGUUCGAGUCGUUCUUCUGAUUGGCGUCGGGGACUAGACCACUGCAUAACUGCACCUGUUGGUCUCUUGGGAGAUAUGCUUAUUGAUGAAAAGGAGAUUCAGUACUCUCGCUCCUUGACAGAGAAAGGCUCUACUGGGAGUCAUAAUUCAAGAUUAGACAGAUUAUCGGAACGAGAAAAGCAAAAACUCAUUGUUGAGCUAGUGAGAAUACAAAACGACGGGACAGUGGAAGUUGAUCUAGAUAGUGGUUCUCCGGUACCGGAGUUAUUGGAGUUUCAGCCUACCAAAGGACAGUCCACAAUCUAUUAUGAAAAGUCGUUUGCGGAUUCGUUCAGAUCCAUUCCAAAGUUGAAAAUUGUUAUUCUUGUCGUUGGAACUCGAGGUGAUGUGCAGCCUUUUCUGGCCAUGGCAAAGCGCCUUCAGGAAUUUGGUCAUCGUGUUAGAUUGGCAACUCAUGCAAAUUUCUGCUCUUUUGUGCGGACUGCUGGCGUAGAGUUCUAUCCCUUGGGUGGUGAUCCGCGAGAAUUAGCUGGAUAUAUGGCUAGAAAUAAAGGUCUCAUUCCUUCUGGGCCUGGAGAAAUAGCAAAGCAGAGAAAACAGUUGAGGGCAAUUAUAGAGUCUCUUCUUCCAGCAUGCAUAGAGCCUGAUAUGCAAACUGGUGCCUCUUUCAGAGCUCAAGCAAUUAUUGCAAAUCCUCCUGCAUAUGGACAUGUGCAUGUUGCUGAAGCUCUGGGUGUACCAAUUCACAUUUUUUUCACAAUGCCUUGGACGCCAACUCAUGAAUUUCCCCACCCUUUGGCGCGUGUUCCUCAAAGUGCUGCCUAUUGGCUAUCAUACAUAGUAGUUGAUCUGAUGGUAUGGUGGAGCAUAAGGACAUAUAUAAAUGAUUUUAGGAAGAGGAAGCUUAACCUUGCACCUAUCGCAUAUUUCAGCACAUACCAUGGCUCAAUUUCUCACUUGCCUACUGGUUACAUGUGGAGCCCCCAGGUUGUGCCAAAACCAAGUGACUGGGGUCCUUUAGUUGAUGUUGUUGGGUAUUGUUUCCUGAACCUUGGAUCCAAGUAUCAACCUCGCGAAGAGUUUAUCCGCUGGAUAGAAAAAGGAUCACCUCCCGUAUAUAUCGGUUUUGGAAGCAUGCCUCUUGAUGAUCCCAAAAAGACAAUGGACACUAUACUGGAAACACUGCGAGAUACAGAACAGAGAGGGAUAGUUGAUCGAGGUUGGGGUGGCCUCGGAAACCUUGCUGCUGAAGUUCCUGAAAAUGUUUUCCUAGUGGAGGACUGUCCUCACGACUGGUUGUUUCCUCAAUGUUCAGCUGUGAUUCAUCAUGGUGGUGCUGGAACCACAGCUACUGGUUUAAGAGCUGGGUGUCCAACAACGAUUGUGCCCUUCUUUGGGGAUCAGUUCUUCUGGGGUGACAGGAUCUAUGAUAAAGGACUUGGCCCUGCGCCAAUACCGAUAGCUCAGCUCAGUGUUGAGAACCUCUCUAACUCCAUCACAUUCAUGCUACAACCAGAGGUGAAAGCACGAGUGAUGGAACUAGCGAAAGUACUGGAGAACGAGGACGGUGUAGCUGCAGCAGUUGAUGCGUUCCACAGGCAUUUGCCCCCGGAGCUGCCAUUGACGGAGUCAUUGCCUGAGAAAAAGGAUGUAGAUGAUCGACCAGACCUGUUACAGUGGUUUUUCAUUCAGAUUGGCAGAAAGUGUUGUCUUCCAUGUGGUGGAGUGUGA